AUGUCUUUGGCAAAUCUCAAAGUCAAUGGACUUUAUAUCAUCCUUUUUAUUCGGAAUCAUCCGCCAGUUCCAAAUGAUUUCCACUGGGGCCUCUACUUUCAUCGUCAUCCCGACACUGGCGGCACAAAAUACCACAUCACGCAGCAAGGUAGUGGCUGGCUGCCCGGCCAUGGACCUACUGCGGGUGUCUUUAAAUCCUUUCUUCUUGUCGGGCUUUUCAGAAUUGCUGAUGUCCCUGUGGGAUAUGAAGGUCACUUGGAUCAGACUAUGAGGACAUACGACAAUCAGUUAAAUGUUCCAGGCGUCACUUGCCGUGUCUGGGUCCUUUGGGUUCUGGCUCUUCUGCAAAAGACCAUCAAUGGACAGGUGAUACUGAAAUGUAACAAUUUGGGAGCACUAGAGACCGAGGUCAAGAAUUGGGGAAACGCAAAUGCUAUGACUGCCGCAAACAAUGUCCAGCCGCGGCCAUUGGCAGCUUCCUCUCUGUGCGGAUUAUGA
This is a messenger RNA of Penicillium crustosum, 498 nucleotides long. RefSeq lists its product as uncharacterized. The transcript has a single exon. The record is from RefSeq and is a predicted model, not a curated record. Lineage: Eukaryota; Fungi; Ascomycota; Eurotiomycetes; Eurotiales; Aspergillaceae. The coding region runs from base 1 to 498 and encodes 165 amino acids.